Messenger RNA from Xenopus tropicalis (tropical clawed frog), 1270 nucleotides. RefSeq names its product N-acylethanolamine acid amidase (gene naaa). The record is from RefSeq and is marked provisional. Gene Ontology annotation, biological process: fatty acid metabolic process; lipid metabolic process. Gene Ontology annotation, cellular component: membrane; lysosome. Gene Ontology annotation, molecular function: hydrolase activity, acting on carbon-nitrogen (but not peptide) bonds; fatty acid amide hydrolase activity; N-(long-chain-acyl)ethanolamine deacylase activity. Lineage: Eukaryota; Metazoa; Chordata; Amphibia; Anura; Pipidae.
CUCUGGUUAUGUAAACACAAUUGAGAUUUCUCUAAGCAGCUCCUUUUCAUUUUCUUGUAUUAAGCUAAUUUUCUGAGCAGUCAAUGGCGCUGCUCUGCUUACUGCUUAUCCUGGGGUCAUUUUCUCUUUCCUCUUCAUACACUCAGGACGUCCCAGCCCCUCGCUAUAAUGUCAGUUUGGAUGAUCCCCCCGAGCAGCGCUGGGAGCCAGUACUGAAGCAUUACAACUACUCCCUCUUGAGAGAGAUUUUGGAUCAUUUCUUUAAUUCCGUUGUACCUAAAUGGGUACAUGCCAUCAUUAGGCCGUUGGCAGAGGUAGAGUUGGAACUUUACAUGAAUGAGCCAUAUGCUGGAGAGAUUCGAGGAAUGGCCAAGACAAUCGGUGUAAGCGUUGGAGAUGUUGUCCUUCUAAACCUCUGCUAUGAAGCUACUGCCUUUUGCACUAGCAUAAUAGCUGAAGAUACAAAUGGAAAUAUUUAUCAUGGUAGAAAUCUGGACUACUUCUUUCCAGACCUCUUGCGAAAAAUUACAAUGGAUCUGAAUUUUAUCAGGAAUCGCCAGAUUGCAUACACAGGAACCACAUUUUUGGGCUAUGUUGGACUCUGGACUGGUCAAAGCCCCUACAAAUUUACCUUAUCUGGUGAUGCAAGAGAGCGUGGAGGCGGUUGGUGGAAGAAUGCAAUUUCUGCUUUUUUGAAGAGAUAUUCAAUGGUCAGCUGGCUAAUGCGGGAUGUGCUGAGUGAUGCCACAGAUUUUGAGGCUGCUGCUUUACAGCUGUCCAAGACUCCAAUUAUUGCAGAAGUUUAUUACAUUAUGGCUGGCACACAGCCAAAUGAGGGGGUAGUUAUUACCAGAAACAGAGCAGGACCUGCUGAUAUUUGGCCUCUGGAUUCCUUAAGAGGAGAAUGGUUCCAUGUGGAGACAAAUUAUGAUCACUGGUUAGCUCCUCCUCCUUCAGAUGAUCGAAGAACACCUGCAAUCAAGGCAAUGAAUGAAACCGGACAGGCAAACAUCAAUGCUGACACUUUAUACAAGGUAUUGUCUGUAAAGCCAGUGUUAAAUAGCAUCACUGUAUAUACAACAGUAAUGAGUGCUGCAUUUCCUCAAAAUUACACAACUUGGAUAAGAGAAGUUUAAACAAGCAAAAGGGAUAAUGAAGCUGGUGAAGAUCCACUUAUUAAAGAACUAACCCAGGCAGUUGUGAACAAUACAGAUUUUUAAUAUAAAUUUCCUGAAAUUAUUUUUUCUAAUAAAUUAAAAAUCAACUACUU